Heteronotia binoei (common prickly gecko) is the source of this 3603-nucleotide messenger RNA. RefSeq names its product zinc finger protein 420-like. The transcript has 7 exons. Bases 1 to 2727 code for a protein of 908 amino acids. Gene Ontology annotation, biological process: regulation of DNA-templated transcription. The record is from RefSeq and is a predicted model, not a curated record. Gene Ontology annotation, cellular component: nucleus. NCBI's taxonomy places the organism in Eukaryota, Metazoa, Chordata, Lepidosauria, Squamata, Gekkonidae.
AUGACCUCAGGUGGACAUUGUGAACGCUUCCGGCUGUUCAUCUACCAUGAGGUGGAUGGGCCCCGAGAGAUGAGGGGCGCAUCCGUGAAGAUAGAAGGUACAAUCCCUGAAGUGGAAAGAGCUUCCUUGGAGCAAGGAACAGGCAGUGAAGAGACGCUGUUGAGCCGCCAUCUUUUCGGUGUGGAAGCAGCUGCUGCCCCUCCAGUCCAGUGUCCUUUUCCCUUUGAGGAGGUGUCCGUCUCUUUCACUGAGGCAGAGUGGGCCCUGCUGGAUACAGCACAAAGAGAUCUGUACAGGGAAGUCAUGCUGGAGAGCUAUGGGAACGUGGGCUUUCUGGUGACCGUGCUUCUGGAUCUUGUAUGUCAGAACAGGAUCUCGGGAAGAGACACGGUUCGAAAACUUCAGGAAAAAACCAGAGGAACAAGGAAGACUUUGGUGGAGAAAAACGACGACCUCACAUCCAAAGAAAGGCUGGGGAGUUCUUCAAGAGGAUCCCGAGAACAUAUUUCCUUCCGAAAUGAGCUGGUUGAGACAGAGGACGAUGAGGGAAAUGAGGAGGAUGAAGUAUUUAAUGAGCAAAUGCCAGAUCAAGUUAAAAAAGAAGACCUGAAAGAAAAUAUCAGUAAUCAAGGCCGAUCUAAGAUAAAGAAAAGCAGUGCUAUGGUUGAGAAACAUGAUGGAAGACAGCAUACUGUACAUUUCCCAGAUCACAGGAUAAUGAAAGCAAGUAAAUCUAUUCAGUGUGGAAACUACUUCAGAAAUAGAUCUGAACUCCUCGUGCACCAAAGAACACACAGAGGUGCAAAACCUUUUGCAUGCUCAUGGUGCAGAAAGAGAUUCAGUAGAAGUAGGGAUCUUCAGUGGCACCAGAGAACCCAGGCAGAGUGUAGAAAGAAAUUCAGUGAGAGUGGCCAUUUUCCAAGAACCCACAUAGGGGGGAAACCAUUUGAAUGCUCGGAGUGUGGAAAGGCCUUCAGUAGCAGUGGCAGUCUUCAAGUGCAUCAAAGAACACACACAGGGGAGAAGCCUUUUCAGUGCUCAGAGUGUGGAAAGGCAUUCAGAAAGAGUAGCCAUCUUCAGCGGCAUCAGAGAACACACACAGGGGAGAAACCUUUUGAAUGCUCUGAGUGUGGAAAGAGAUUUAACCGGAGAAGCCAUCUUCAAGUACAUCAAAGAACCCACACAGGGGAGAAACCUUUUGAAUGCUCCGAAUGUGGAAAGACAUUCAGUAACACUGGCCAACUUCAGCAGCAUCAGAGAACUCACACAGGAGAGAAACCUUUUGAAUGCUCCGAAUGUGGGAAGACAUUCAGUAACCGUGGCCAUCGUCAGCAGCACCAGAGAACCCACACAGGGGAGAAAGCUUUUAACUGCUCACAGUGUGGAAAGAGAUUCACUGAGAGUGGCAGUCUUCGGCGGCAUCAAAGAAUCCACACAGGGGAGAAACCUUUUUACUGCUCAGAGUGUGGAAAGAGAUUCACUGAGAGUGGCAGUCUUCAGCAGCAUCAAAGAACCCACACAGGAGAGAAACCUUUUGAAUGCUCAGUGUGUGGAAAGAAAUUCACUGCUAGUAGCAGUCUUCAGCGGCAUCAAAGAACCCACACAGGAGAGAAACCUUUUGAAUGCUCACAGUGUGGAAAGAAAUUCACUGCUAGUAGCAGUCUUCAGCGGCAUCAGAGAACCCACACAGGAGAGAAAUGUUUUGAAUGUUCAGAAUGUGGAAAAAGAUUUAGUCAAAAUGGCCAUCUUCAAGUGCAUCGAAGAACCCAUGCAGGGGAGAAACCUUUUGACUGCUCAGAGUGUGGAAAGAAAUUCACUGAGAGUGGCCAACUGCAGCGACAUCAAAGAACCCACACAGGGGAAAAACCUUUUGAAUGCUUAGAGUGUGGAAAGAAAUUCACUGGUAGUGGCUGUCUUCAGCAGCAUCAUAGAACCCACACAGGAGAGAAGGCUUUUGAAUGUUCAGAGUGUGGAAAGAGAUUUAGUCAAAGUAGCCAUCUUCAAGUGCAUCGAAGAACCCACACAGGAGAGAAACCUUUUGACUGCUCAGACUGUGGAAAGAAAUUCACUGCAAGUGGCCAUCUUCAGCGGCAUCAGAGAAGCCACACAGGGGAAAAACCUUUUGAAUGCUCAGAGUGUGGAAAGAAAUUCAUUGAGAGUGGUCAUCUUCAGCAGCAUCAAAGAACCCACACAGGGGAAAAACCUUUUUACUGCUCAGAAUGUGGAAAGAGAUUCACUGAGAGUGGCAGUCUUCAGUACCAUCAAAGAACCCACACAGGGGAGAAACCUUUUGAGUGCUCAGAGUGCGGAAAUAAAUUUGCUAAGAGUGGCAGUCUUCAGCGGCAUCAGAGAACCCACACAGGGGAGAAACCUUUUGAAUGCUCUGAGUGUGGAAAGAGAUUUAGCCAGAGAAGCCAUCUUCAAGUGCAUCAAAGGACCCACACAGGAGAGAAACCUUUUGACUGCUCAGAGUGUGGGAAGAAAUUCAGUGAGAGUUGCCAUCUUCAGCGGCAUCGAAGAACUCACACAGGGGAGAAACGUUUUGAAUGCUCAGAGUGUGGAAAGAGAUUCAGUCAGAGUGGCCAUCUUCAGCUGCACGAAAGAAGCCACACAGGAGAGAAGGCUUUUGAAUGUUCAGAGUGUGGAAAGAGAUUCAGUAGGAGUGGCAAUCUUCAAGUGCAUCAAAGAGCCCACACAAGAGAGAAACCUUUUGAAUGCUCAGAAUAGGAGUGGCCAAACAGUGAUUCAGGAGCCGUAUGUGACUCUUUCAAACAUUGUGUGGCUGUCGAAGACCCCUUUGCCCCAUCAGCUGGCUUGGAAGAGCGGCUUACAAUCUCCUUUCCUUCUUCUCCCCACAACAGAUACCCCUUAAGGUAGUUGGGCCUGAGAGAGCUCCAACAGAACAGCUGUGAGAGAGUUAUGACUGACUCAAGGUCACCCAGCAGCUGCAGGUAAAGAAGUGGGACAUCGAACCCAGUUCUCCAGAUUAUAGUCUUCUGCUCUUAUUCCGUACACCAAACUGCCUCUCUCUAUAUUUGUGAUAAUAAAGAUCUACAGGGACACAAGACAUGUACCUUAACCAGGCUCUUUCUGUCUUCUGUCUAAAAUAUACAAGCCCAGGAACCCAGGAUCUCCUACUGGCUCAGGCAUAGGAACCAUUGCUGUUGGGGUGUCUUAACACAUAGCUCCAUUCUUAGAGCUUUUGCUAACAUGUGUCAAGGAUUCUGCUUGCUGUGAGCACUUCCAUAUUGGUCCAGACUAUUGUAAAACUGUGCUGUCUUGCUGCUAGAAAUAGAAAGCUAGCUAAUCACAUAUGUGAAAUUUACAAGUAACCUUUUCUCACCCUGAGGUAUGUGGUACACUUUGGUAUCCAGGUUAGCUCCUUUUUGGUUGCAACUUGCUCUAACUUGAAUAUGUACUAAGGGGGGUGGGUGGGAAAGGGGGAUGUUUCAUUGGUAGAAAAAAAGGCGUUUUUUUGCUCAAAUGAGUAAAGUUCUGGGCCAGCUAAUAUAUCUUACUGUCUGUACCUGUAACCCCAGUUCUACCAAGAUGAAGUCUUGCUCUGUGACGUCUCCAUUCAGUGAAUAAAACUUUCUAUGAUUU